Messenger RNA from Alternaria arborescens, 1641 nucleotides. RefSeq names its product Vacuolar amino acid transporter 2. Gene Ontology annotation, biological process: amino acid transmembrane transport. Bases 1 to 1641 code for a protein of 546 amino acids. Gene Ontology annotation, molecular function: amino acid transmembrane transporter activity. The record is from RefSeq and is a predicted model, not a curated record. NCBI's taxonomy places the organism in Eukaryota, Fungi, Ascomycota, Dothideomycetes, Pleosporales, Pleosporaceae. The transcript is spliced from 4 exons. Gene Ontology annotation, cellular component: endoplasmic reticulum.
AUGAGCGAAAGCAAAGGGCUCCUGCAUGAGCAUCCUUCAGACACCGACUCGGAACCCGAACACGAGCGCAAAGCAAGUCCGCGACACCUGUCUCCAUCGCCCUCGUCGUCACGAACCACAUCCGCGUCGCCAGCACCGCCAGGGUCAAGACCAAAUGGCAACUUCAAACGGCAAUCGUCUUUCGCACAGCCCCGGCCCGAUGGCACGCCGAGAACGCCAAACCGGGUGCGCUUUGAGGAACCCAGGAGGAGCAUGAACGGAGACUCCAAUGGCGACUGGCUGGAGAUGGACGGAGAUGACUACAUGGACGGCGAUGAUGGGCGGGAAAGAGUACAGCGACUUCCUCUGCUCACUGGGAUAGAGGCGCCUAGCGUCACUGUCGCAGAACAAUCAUUCAAUCCGGAAGAUCACCUCGAGAGUGCACAGCCACGGAGCGGGAUGCGGAGCGCCUUUAUGAACAUGGCAAACAGCAUAAUAGGCGCUGGAAUCAUCGGUCAACCCUACGCCAUCCGCAAUGCAGGCCUCUUGGCAGGCACCGCCCUCCUGAUCGGCCUUACUGUCGUGGUAGACUGGACCAUACGACUCAUCGUCAUAAACUCCAAGCUCAGCGGUACCGACUCGUUCCAAGCCACGGUUCAGCACUGUUUUGGGAAAUCAGGAUUGAUAGCCAUAUCUCUCGCGCAAUGGGUCUUUGCUUUUGGAGGCAUGGUCGCGUUCUGCGUAGUAGUUGGAGACACGAUACCAAGGGUCUUGGAUUCAAUGUUCCCUUCUUUGGCAGAUAUGUCGUUCCUCUGGCUACUGACCAACAGAAGAGCCAUCAUGAUCCUGCUUAUUCUCGGCAUAUCCUUUCCACUGUCGCUUUACCGGGAUAUAUCAAAGCUUGCCAAAGCUAGCGGUCUGGCACUAGUUAGCAUGACCAUCAUCAUCGUGACCGUAGUCACGCAAGCCUUCCGCGUACCUGCCGAGUCCAAGGGUCAACUUCGUGGCUCCCUCAUCAUUCGAUCCGGUAUCUUCGAGGCGAUCGGUGUGAUAGCCUUCGCCUUCGUCUGCCACCACAACAGCCUCCUUAUAUACGGCUCGCUGCGGAAGCCCACCAUCGAUCGAUUUACACGCGUCACACACUACAGCACCAGCAUAUCCCUGGUCGCAUGUCUUGUCAUGGCUUUGUCAGGCUACCUGACGUUCGGUGACAAGACCCUCGGCAACGUGCUCAACAACUUUCCCAAUGAUAAUCUCAUGGUCAACAUUGCGCGGUUGUGUUUCGGCCUCAACAUGCUUACGACCCUUCCACUUGAAGCCUUCGUGUGCCGAGAAGUCAUGAACAACUACUGGUUCCCCGAGGAACCCUACCAUCCGAACCGCCAUCUCAUCUUCACUACUUCACUCGUCGUCUCUGCCCUCACCCUCUCACUCCUCACCUGCGAUCUGGGCGUUGUAUUUGAGUUAUUCGGCGCAACAUCUGCAUGUGCACUGGCGUUCAUUUUGCCGCCUCUAUGCUACAUGAAGCUUAGUCAGAGAAGCUCCAAGACGUACUUGGCGGGGGCUGUUGCUGCAUUUGGAUGUACCGUAAUGGUCAUUAGCAUUAUAAAGACCACGAGCAAAACAAUGAUGGGCAACAGCGAAGGUGCUAAAUGUGGUUGA